AUGAGAAGCCUCUGGGAUGAACUAAAUUCCUCGCCUGUCUGCUCUUGUGGUGCCUUGCCCAAAUUCAUAGAAGAUCAACAAUUAUUUCAAUUUCUAAAUGGUUUAAAUGAGUCCUAUUCAACUGUAAAAAGUGCUAUUAUGAUGAUGAACCCUCUUCGACUAAUGAGCAAGGCUUAUUCCCUUCUUCAACGCGAUGAAAGUCAAAGGGAAGCUCAUUCUUCUGUCCCAAGUCUGUCUGGAGAUACAUCCUCCUUCCUAAUUUCUACUGGAUCAUCAAAUGGGAACAGAACCUUCAGUCAAAAGGUGAAUUUUGAAUCUAGGAAGUCUAACACAAACGUUUCUUGCAAAUAUUGCAAGAAACAUGGACACACUGUGGACAAAUAUUACAGGCUCCAUGGAUUUCCUCCAGACUUCAAGUUCACAAAGAACAAGAAGUCUGCUUCAUGUGUCCAAACUGAACAUGUUUUCACUCCUUCUACACCUUUGCAUGCUGCUCCAACUACACAGUUUCACGAGUCAUCAGCUCAUGGUUUUACUAAAGAGCACUACCAACAUCUCCUAGCUCUAUUUCAACAGGCUCGACUAUCUUCUGGGUCAACUCAUGAUGAGUCUACUGUGGACAACACUGCAUUUGCCCACUUGCAGGGCCCUUCUCUGAAGAGGCCACUGGAAAUUGGUAAGGCUGCAGGAAGGCUGUACUACCUAUAUCCAGAUGCUGAUCUUUUUCCUGUUACAUCCACUUCCAUGUCUGCUUCUCAUUCAUUUGUUAGUUUACAUGUUUUUGUUCCUUCUAUUAACACUAGUCCUGUAGUAGAUCAUGUUGUUGAUGUUGUUUCUUGUCAGACAAUGCUCUUGAACUGGGGCAGUUCUGAAGGAACUCAUUUCUUUAAUAGUGAAGGGAUUUUAUACCAAACUACCAUUCCACACACUCCUCAACAGAAUGGAGUUGUAGAAAGAAAAUACAAACAUCUUCUUGAGGUCUAUAAGCUUCUUUACAUUUCCAAUCACUCCAUUUUCUUUUCUAGGGAUGUUGUUUUCCAUGAAUAUGUGUUUCCCUACAAAUCUGAUUCCUCCCCUGUUCUGUUUCCUCUACCUACUCCUGAUUCUGUAGAUGUCCUGCCUACUCCUGUUUCUCAUACUCAUGGGAGUGACCCUUCUCCUUCUACCAACUCCAGUCUACCUCAUAGCUCUCCUACCCCUUCUUUCUCUUCCUUUCACCAUUCUCCAGUAUCUCUACCUGCUCCUUCCUCUUCUCCAUCUUCCUCAUCAUCUGCUCUUUCACCUACUCCUCCUUUUAUUCCUCUAAGGAGAUCUUCUAGACUAGUCAUACAGCUUGUUCACCUUAAAGACUAUGUCUUUUCAUCUGUACUCUCACUUGCAUUUCCACCAUCUACCAAGGUAUCUUGUGUUGAUUUGCACAUGCACGAGUCUCAGCUUUACCAGCAGGCUGUUUCCAAUCCUGCUUGGCAAGAGGCUAUGCUAAAGGAAUUUCAAGCUCUUGAGACAAAUUAG
This is a messenger RNA of Nicotiana attenuata, 1512 nucleotides long. RefSeq lists its product as uncharacterized. Bases 1 to 1512 code for a protein of 503 amino acids. The record is from RefSeq and is a predicted model, not a curated record. Lineage: Eukaryota; Viridiplantae; Streptophyta; Magnoliopsida; Solanales; Solanaceae. Gene Ontology annotation, molecular function: nucleic acid binding. The transcript is spliced from 4 exons.